Molecule: messenger RNA, 1805 nt
Organism: Corticium candelabrum
Lineage: Eukaryota; Metazoa; Porifera; Homoscleromorpha; Homosclerophorida; Plakinidae
Product: probable serine/threonine-protein kinase DDB_G0281745
Exons: 6
Coding region: 1-1500 (499 amino acids)
Biological process (GO): protein phosphorylation
Molecular function (GO): ATP binding; protein serine/threonine kinase activity
Source: RefSeq, a predicted model, not a curated record
AUGCGAUUAGGAGAAGGAAGGUUGCGGUCAGCUCGUUGCAGUGACAAAGAAAUUCUUUAUGCUAUCCUUUCCCAUCUGAAGGAAUUCAUCGAUAAAAAUGCUGUUGCAGUUCAGCUUCCUGGUCAUACAAGCUCAACGGCAAUAGCGGCCACUGGUCAUCUCUCAUCACCAGUGACAGGAGGAACGAGGACUGCUACACCCAUACUACGAUCUCGAACAGAAGCGGCAAAGCAUGUAGAUGAAGAGUUAGUACAACAUCUGAUUCAACAAAUAGAUCAAGUGACGCAAGACGGUUUAGUAAAAGAUAGGCAAGUGGAUGACUUGAGACAACAAAUCAGAGAUCUACAGAAGGCGCUGAGAGACGAGCAAUUGGAGAAAGAACAGGCAGUUGCUAGAGAAAGAAGGGAGAAAGAAGAGCUACGACAACGAUUACAACGAGAGCAAGAAGAAAAACACGACGUUCAGAAUGAUCUCGAUGAAGCUCGACAACAACUUGAGCAAAUGAGUGUAGAGAAGGAAAAUGUUCAGCGAUUGCUAAAUGAAGCACAAAUAGAAAAAGCUAACAUUGUAGAGCUCCUUUCAGAUGCCGAUGCUGCAAUUGAACGAUACAAGCAAGAACGGGAAAACGAAGUCUUUAAGAUUCCUUCACAUGACAUUCAAUUGACUGGCACAGAACUAGGACGUGGAUCAUAUGGAGCUGUUUCUGUUGGAUAUUGGGAUGGCUGUCCUGUUGCUGUCAAAUGUUUGUAUGAUGAUUUGGCUGAUGUUGAACGAUACGUUCAACUUGUGCAACAAGAAGCGUCUGUAGCAUGGAAGAUACAUCAUCCCAACAUUGCUGCUGUUUGUGGUGUGACUGUGGAGAAAGAAGUCAAGAAGGCAUGGGUUAUCAUGGAGGUACAGAGCGGCUCCGUUUCUAGUGUGAUCGAUGCAUGUCAACGAGAUGCUGCACCUCUCACUUUACGAGAAAAAGUUGACAUGGCACAUGAUUCUUUGUGUGGACUAGAUCACAUUCACUCAAUGCAACCCAUGGAGAUUCUCCACGGUGACAUCUGCCCAAGGAACAUCCUGGUAACUGCAACGAUGAGAGCCAAACUGGGUGAUCUAGGAGCCGCUCGUUUUCAAGAUGCUUCACUUUCGGCCGGCCUUCUCAGUCCAGAAUACACAGCAAAGGAGAGAUUUGAUGCUCCAGCUCUACCAAAAAGCAAGGAAACGGACAUGUACAGUACAGGAGUGACCCUAUGUGAGCUGUUCACUGCUGUUACUCCAGACCGUCGAAAGAGAAUGGAUCAAGUCUUACUCAUCCGUCAGCUAAACGUUCGUUCGUUAUGUAAACACUUGAUGAGAGAUAAUCCUGCCACACGACCAACAGCAACCGAAGCUCGCAGAAUCAUUAGUCGUAUUCGUGAGACAGACGAGUAUAGAGCAUGUCCUCCCAAACGAAUGGUAAAGGGUAAGAUGGAUGGAGUGGCUCGUGUCACCCUUGUUCAGCCCAAUUGGUGAUGUUGACAUGUCAUUGAACCAUGUGGUUGUCUAGAUCCUUUUACUUGCAUGAUAUCAUUUCUGUGUUGAUAGAAAAGAUUUUCUUAGCAAUAGCAUUAAGCUUAGCUCUGAUUUUUUGCACUUUGUUUUCUUGGAUUGACCAUGCAGACAACGUUGAAGUAGCAUUUUCAGUAUUUCACUAUUUGUAACUCUGAUAUUGUUAUUGGCAGUUUGACGUGUACACUUUGUCACGUGUAUGAUUACUGUAUUUGAUAAGUUCACGUUUUCAGUUGAUAUUAAAGUUUCAGUUGACAUGUUCGACUUUA